AAACAGAACAAUAUUAUUUUUAAAAGCCAAUAACAACAACAAAGCAUGGAAAUUCCCGAUAGAUCUAGAUCUAAUCACACCUCAUUUAUAAAUGAACGGAUAUUUUCCUUUCGGGGGUGGCAAAGUAGGCCUUCAAAACCCCAUUACGUGACUCGUCUUCUGAACGCCAUUGUCUUCAACAGUUUAGACACUGUAGAUUCUAGAUCUACAAUCCACACAUUCCCCAAAACAAAAACAGUACUUCGUUUAAAGACCUUUUCAAGUUCGGAGGCCGUAAAACUUUUACCAAACUGAAUUGAAUCGGAUUCAGGGUGUAAAUCUUCCAUUUAUGAGCUUCAACGAUCUGCAGAGCGACUUGAUCAUGCAUCUCUUCAUUCACUUACUGUUGAUGGACUUUCUGCAUCAGGGCAAGACUGAGAGUCUGGAAUGCCCGGACUUGCCAAACCCUGCUCAAGGCAAGUACGUGUGUGACAAGUCCGGAAGUACGUGCAGGCUGGUAUGUCACAAGGGCUUCGUCCUGCCGCUCAGCUCUAACAGAGAGCAGGAGCUUCUGCCCAUGGACCUGCGAGCUCAGUACUCGUGUGAGUGGACAGCAGGCGCUCCGAUAUGGGAACCGCAGAAUUUCUUUGAUUGUGUAGAGGAGGUAGAUCCGGUGUCCUUCACCUUCCUCAUCCCCCUGACCAUGACCCCAUCCCCGGGUUGCAGUCCGCACCGCAAGGAGACAGUGGCGCCGUUCGUUAAGAUGAUGACGAAACAAGUGCUGGGCAGCAACACCGCCCUUAUGUGCGAGAGAGACCUGAAAGUGACUUGCUUCUGGAACGUUUCCGCCGCUUGCGUAAAGCACAAAUGGAAGGUGGAUGCCGUCCUGCGGAUUCCCUUUUCGCGGGCUCGCCUGGAGAACUACCGCCAGUAUCUGGACCUGGUCAACACAUGGAUUUACUUGGAUGCUGAUGGCGCCUUCCGACUUCACCGACAAAGGGGGAGGACUAUCGUGUCGACGAUUUCUGCGUAUUUGGAUUGUCCACCCGCGACUCGCCUGGAUAAGGACUUCAUCUGCCACGGGUGCUCCAAAGGUUUCUACCUGGACGGUGGCCGUGGAGAGUGCAGACCAUGCCCACCCAGCACGUACCAGGACCAGAGCCUACAGGACAGGUGUAAGCCUUGCCCCGACGCCAAACUCAGCCAGGAGAAGGCACUCAGAGAACUUAUCGGCUGCUUUCACUCCGACCAGUCAAAGUGACCCAUGAACCAAGCGGACAGAGCCCUGAGGCGUACGAGACGUACUUGUUCAAGGUUUCUGAUGACGAUGUGACGCUGGGAGUAGACGAAACCUUUGAAGACCGGAUAAAGCCAGUGGGCUCGGAGAACAAGGACAGUCGUGCUGAGGCAGAGCAGGACCAACGUGAGGACUGACUUGUCCUGGAAUUCGUAACUUUCUCCUUUGUACAGAACACUGGAAGAUACAACAAACCAACAUAAUUACAAACAGAAACCUAUUGGACAUAUCAAUGAUGCUAUUCACCAUGUCCAUGUGACUGGUUUCUUGAAAAGUUUCCAUACGCCAAAAAAGCCCCCUCCUGGUUUAAAUAAUGACAGAAGACCAAAAAAAUAACCCAUAGUGCUUUUAUAGCGCACGCUGGCUCUUGAUUUUUAUCUUUCUUUUUUUUUUUUUGUGGACCCGCAUUUAAACCUCAGAAAUGGUUACAGAACAGGAAUAAAAACAUAGUUGUGCCAGUGCAGUAUUUGAACACCUCAUCAGUCUGCACAAGGAAGGCCCUCUGUGAGACGGACCUGAAAUAGUCCUGAAAAAUUUAAAGAUUGUAAAUCCUCUUCACCUCAACCAUGAUCUUGUACGACACAGCAUGGCCACUUAUGCAUACAUUGAGUGAUCAGCUUGGGCGGCACUGACCUCAACAGCUACGGAAAGUCCCGAGUGAAGAAGCAAUUUG
Molecule: messenger RNA, 1949 nt
Organism: Aplysia californica (California sea hare)
Lineage: Eukaryota; Metazoa; Mollusca; Gastropoda; Aplysiida; Aplysiidae
Source: RefSeq, a predicted model, not a curated record